ACAGCGGAAACCGCUCAGAGCUCAGUCGGCAGACUCGGCACAGUCUGGAGAAGGUGGUAGGAAAAACCAACGGCAAGACAAGCCUUGGUCAGCGCAAAUCACUCCAGUUCCUGACGAACUAGACACAUUUUUAAUCUCGGGGAGGAAAGGAUUCUUGAAAUAGACUCUUUCUCUUCUUCUUUUUAUUUGGGGAGAAGUGCAAAAAUGAUUUCUCCGUGGGACAGAUGGUAUACGACCAGCUGCUGCCUAUGCUGUCAUGUUCGGACAGGCACCAUUAUCCUGGGUGUCUGGUAUAUGCUCAUAAACGCAGUAGUGCUCCUCAUCCUGCUCUCUGCUCUAAAUGACCCCGUCCAGUACCACUACCAUCUCACCAGCUCCGAGCUGGGAACAGACUUCGACGUCAUGGAUGAUGCGAAUAUGUGUAUUGCUGCCGCCAUCUCCUUGCUCAUGAUCCUCAUCUGUGGCAUGGCAACAUAUGGCGCCUAUAAGCAACAUGCAGCGUGGAUCAUCCCCUUCUUCUGCUACCAAGUCUUUGACUUUGCCCUUAAUACCCUGGUGGCCAUUAGUGUGGUGGUGUACCCCAACACAGUCCAGGACUACCUACAGCAGCUGCCCGGGACCUUCCCGUACAAAGAGGACAUCAUGUCCACAAACAACGUGUGCCUAGUGUUCGCAGUGCUCCUCUUCGUCGGAUGCAUACUGUCCUUUAAGGCGUACCUUAUAGCCUGCGUGUGGAACUGCUACAGAUACGUGAGUGGACGCGGCUCCACGGAAGUGCUCGUCUACGUCACCACCAACGACACAGCGGUGCUGCUGCCCCCAUAUGAAGAGGCCAUCGCCAUCCCCCCUAAGGAGCCCCCUCCCCAGUACGUCCCCACAUCUGACAGCCACCGAGUUUGAAAGAGAGAAUGAAAGAAAGGAGGGAAGGAAGGCUGGAAGAAAAAGAGAAGGAGAAAAGAAGAGAGAGAGAGAAAGAGUGAGCACCUGCCAGCCAGCACUCACUAGAGACCAUUUAUCUUUGAUGAAGCCCCCACUCCUCCCAACUAAACCGAACCAAACAACCAGACCCACAGAAACUCCCUUGAUCCUGGCCCCCUUUUUAAAAAAGAGACUAAAGACAUUUUUUCCGGUCUGACCAAUGUCACUGCCCUCCCCCUCCCCCUCCACCGUCACCAUCAUCACCACUCUCCUUAACGUUCCCUGGAUCUCCUUCUCUCUCUCCGAAGCAGUGAGCAUGUAUGGAUAACCUUGACUUUGCCCUUGACGUUCUCUCUCUUCAACACGGAGCCUCUAGCUCCAGCUGUCCAGGCGGGUGGUGGUGGCGGCGGGUUAGCGACUGUACUGCACGUACGCGUCAGCUCUCAUUCCAUUUGCACCUCUCCCUCCAUCCCUCCCUAUCUCCCUCCAUCCCUCCUCCCCAGUGGUUAAUGCUUGGCGGUCUCAUCUGAUACUGCAUCCUCCUGGCCAACCCUGUUAACACGCUCUGCCUCUACCACUACUCUACUGAAACGUGGACAUUCAACUAUUAAGAAGAUGCUCCCUCUCAGUCCUACGCAAUUCUGUACAGCAGGACACUGUAAAAAAAUCAAACACACACACACACACACACACACACACACACACACACACACACACACACACACACACACACACACACACACACACACACACACACACACACACACACACACACUCGUUGCAUUCUAUGGUUCUGUAUGAUCGAUGUACAAAAAAAGAACUCUCUUCAUUCUAUGCUCCUCCAUGACUACUGUAAAAUACGCUAUAAUAUCCCUUUUACCAGUGUUUACCGUCAACGCUCCUGUAUUGCUACUGUAAAAAAAAUACUUCUCCUCUAGGGACGGACAAACUGCAUCAAGGAAGAAAAAACUAUUCCUUCUGCCUGUGCUGCUAACACAGGUGAUUCAAUUAAUUAGCUCAUCAACCUGGCUGAAGGGAUGUGGUGAUUAGUAUCAGCUGGUUCAUGGGAUUGGUGGAGCAAAUAUGUACGUAGUAAGGUUUUUGAUUUCCUGAACCCGUUUUUUUCCACCUCUGACACACACACACACACACCCACCCACACACACACACACACACAACAUUUUAACUUUCAAACCCGGGGUGUCCGUCCCUGUCUGUUCCGAGCCUACACUGAGCCCUCUGUUUAUGAUACUGUGAAAUUCCCAAGAGCCGUCCUCUUGUGUUGACAUCCUUUUUUAUCAUUAUGAUGUAAAGCAAUGACCGUGAUGUGUUUGAGGGGGGGUUAUGCAACAGCACUUUUUAAGAAAAGAAAAAAAAUGACCAUUUCUGUGGUGACUUGUCCCGAAUGUAAAGAAACACAACAUGGGAAAGAGUUUUUUCGUACUAUGUUUUUAAUGUACAGAUUGUCUUACGAAAGGAGAGGGGGGGAAAAAAACAAAGUUAUACAAUGAUGAUACAAAGCUGCCCUAAUCAUAUUGAAACUUUGUGAAGGUCAAGUAGCGUUUAUUGAUAUUAUUAACCCUUAACAUGAUCCCCAAUCCCAGCAGAUGUCUUCCUUAGGUAGCAGGUGUGCUUUUAUACACCCAUGCUAUUAUAACCCAUCUGUUUGAAACCUAUAUGAAUCAUAUUCAAUUGAUACGUUGGGUUUAGUACUCACUUUGUGAGGCGACCUGUCUUAGAGUAUACGCUUAAGUAAGUAAGAGAUGUACUGUGAGAAUUUUUUGCAAUAUUUGCAGACUGAUAACUAAAAAGUGGGAGGGAAUGAGAUGAUUGAAUGAAUUAAAACAGUAAUGAAAGUGAAAAUUGUAAAAUAAAAAAACAAGGUUUAAGUGUUUUAUAUACCGGCAGCUGACCUGUACGUAAGGUUUUGCACAUAAUAUCAGCUGUGGAUUUGUCCUUUGUCUGUUGUAGUAGAUGGUAUUUCACCAGGGUGUAUGAACGAGCAAUGAAAUAACAUACACAGCAAAUUCUGCAGUGUUAACUUAAAGCUUAGACUAGAGAAUCAAACUGAACACUAUUCCAGUUGGUCCUACUGUACAAACCCAAGUCAUCUGACUCUGAAGAAGAUGCACAACGCCAAAGCGUUCAAUCAUUAGGGUUUGCACCACAAUCAAAAACUAACAAGUAUUUGAUUGCUCCUGUCAUCGCCGACCUAGUUUAAGUGUACCAGCCUGAUUUCACUAAUCUGUAGUGUUGAAUUAACAUUGUCAAAUGUAUUGCGUAGCUGCCAUGAUAAAGCAACAUAUGUGGUCAGCUUGUGGUCCAAAAAUGUAUUUCUUGCUCUUGACCAUCAUGGGGAAAAAUGAGUACAAAAUGGCUCCCUUCUCAGUCUACUGAAUAACUUCAUGUAGUGUGGUUGUGAUCCCUUUGCUGUCAUUUUAUAAAAGCUUUGAAGUGUCAUAUCCUGUAAAUAUUUCCAUUAUGUCAUUUCUGGCACAUAGAUGCCGACGUUGAUAUACCAACCAAGAUAACACAAUAUACAAUUACCAAACUGUUGGAGUCCUUAGAAUACCAUAGAUGUUCAGCUUCUUUACAAUCCUUGACUGUAAUUGCAGCUUUUUGCAAAUGUUUUUUGUCUUAUCUAAUAAAAACAAAAUGU
Messenger RNA from Engraulis encrasicolus (European anchovy), 3577 nucleotides. RefSeq names its product lysosomal protein transmembrane 4 beta (gene laptm4b). The coding region runs from base 205 to 900 and encodes 231 amino acids. Gene Ontology annotation, cellular component: lysosomal membrane. The record is from RefSeq and is a predicted model, not a curated record. The transcript is spliced from 7 exons. NCBI's taxonomy places the organism in Eukaryota, Metazoa, Chordata, Actinopteri, Clupeiformes, Engraulidae.